This is a messenger RNA of Pyricularia pennisetigena, 375 nucleotides long. RefSeq lists its product as uncharacterized. The record is from RefSeq and is a predicted model, not a curated record. The transcript has a single exon. Bases 1 to 375 code for a protein of 124 amino acids. Lineage: Eukaryota; Fungi; Ascomycota; Sordariomycetes; Magnaporthales; Pyriculariaceae.
AUGCCGAACACAAAUCUCGACUCGAGUCACUCGACUAUUGUCUGCGAGACCAUUGCAGUGACGAUGGCGGCGGUGAAAAAAUGCCGCGACCCCUCUUUCGAGCUUGGGCUGCUUGGCAGUGCGGUCGAGACAGAAUGCAUGCUCGAAGCUACGCAACAGUGGCGGCUCGAUCGCGGCAAGCCAACGCUGGCAAAGUCGCCGGCCAAGGUCGAGAUACAAAGCCCGCCCCAGAUGGCCGGGCAGUGCUGCAAAUCCCUGUACGGAAUCGCCCAGGGCCACCUCUCCAGUAUCCCAAAGCUGCAUGGCUGCGUCUCCGAGCUUUCCGAAGCAGGUCGCGACGGAAUUCUCAUGUGUGCGCUCCAGGGGCUACGAUAA